AUGAAGCAGCUCCACAAGUCUUCCCCCACCCACGCGCCAUCGUCGGCGCACGCGCCGGCUCCCAAGGCCGCCAAGCCGGCGCGCCCCGGCCCGCGCUCCUGGAUCGGGUACGUCCUCCGCGAGCAGCGCCUCCUCUUCGUCCUCCUCGGCGCGCUCAUCGCCUCGACCUUCUUCCUCCUCCGGCCCUACCUCUCGCUCUCCCCGUCCUCCCACCUCCCCGACGCCCGCCCGCUCUUCUCCUUCGCCGCCCGCUCCGGCGUCCCCGCCGGCUUCCGCCCGCCGCCGCGCCGCGUCGUCGUCACCGGCGGGGCAGGGUUCGUCGGCAGCCACCUCGUCGACCGGCUCCUGGAGCAGGGGGACAGCGUGAUCGUGGUCGACAACUUCUUCACCGGCAGGAAGGAGAACGUUGCGCACCACCUCCGGAACCCCAGUUAUAUGCACGGAUAUGAGGGGAAGGUUGUCGCCAACUUUUGCAGCUUGUGUCCAUUCAGUAUCCAUAUAAAUGUUUUGUGUUUCUUUUGUCUCAAAUUUGGACUUCUUAACACUUUGUACAAGACAAAUGUCAUGGGAACUUUGAAUAUGUUGGGUCUGGCAAAGCGAAUUGGUGCAAGGUUUUUGUUGACUAGCACAAGUGAAGUUUAUGGUGAUCCCCUUGAGCAUCCACAGAAGGAGUCAUACUGGGGGCACGUUAAUCCUAUAGGUGUUAGGAGCUGUUAUGAUGAGGGGAAGAGAACAGCAGAGACUUUAACUAUGGACUAUCAUCGUGGUGGUGGUGUUGAGGUGCGUAUUGCACGCAUUUUCAAUACAUAUGGUCCUCGUAUGUGCCUCGAUGAUGGCCGUGUCGUCAGCAAUUUUGUUGCACAGGCACUGCGAAGACAACCGAUGACAGUUUAUGGUGACGGGAAACAAACUCGAAGUUUCCAAUAUGUUUCUGAUCUGGUUGCUGGGUUGAUGGCUCUAAUGGAGAGUGAUCAUAUUGGUCCUUUCAACUUGGGUAACCCAGGAGAGUUUACCAUGUUGGAGCUAGCACAGGUUGUUAAGGAAACAAUUGACCCAAUGGCAACCAUUGAAUUCAAACCCAAUACAGCUGAUGAUCCCCAUAUGAGAAAGCCAGAUAUCACCAAGGCUAAGCAACUGCUACAUUGGGAGCCAAAGGUCUCUCUCAAAGAAGGCCUUCCGCUAAUGGUAAAAGACUUCCGUCAAAGGAUCUCGGAUGAGUAA
This is a messenger RNA of Miscanthus lutarioriparius, 1221 nucleotides long. Lineage: Eukaryota; Viridiplantae; Streptophyta; Magnoliopsida; Poales; Poaceae. The record is from the annotation of a GenBank genome assembly.